This is a messenger RNA of Ylistrum balloti, 2023 nucleotides long. Its product is annotated as non-structural maintenance of chromosomes element 4 homolog A-like. Gene Ontology annotation, cellular component: nucleus; Smc5-Smc6 complex. The transcript has 11 exons. The record is from RefSeq and is a predicted model, not a curated record. The coding region runs from base 1 to 1071 and encodes 356 amino acids. Gene Ontology annotation, biological process: DNA repair. NCBI's taxonomy places the organism in Eukaryota, Metazoa, Mollusca, Bivalvia, Pectinida, Pectinidae.
AUGGCGCGUGAAAGAAAUAACAAGCGAUCAGCAGACGCACAGGAUGAAGACGGUGGGGCAAACGCUGAGGAUUACAACAGCAUGCAGUACUUACAGUUUGAUCAAAAUAGAAAUGAGAGGUUGCGAGUUCGUCAUGACUACAGGGUCCUUAUCGAAGACAUUCAAAAAAACACACAUGAUAUGAUAAACCCAGAGUCAAAAAGAUUACAGGAAGUUUUGGAUGAGGCCAAUUCUCUUAAUAAAGAAGUGCGAAUGCCCAGAGAGGGAGCAUUAGACUCCCAAGCUGUCCUCCUCAUAUCUAACCUGAGUCGGCAAAGAGCUGAAGCCUUACAUACAGACUUUGUGAAAUUUGAGCCAGUGGAAUUUGCUGAAAAGUUGAUAACCUUCGUAGACAGUGGAGCUGACAGACAUAUGACACCACAGAACUGGGUGAUGCUAGGAUCAGCAGUACAGAAAUUUUUUAAGAAGUCGCCAGCCUUUCACUUCAUGGGAGGAUCUUUUGAACGAUUAGCAGUGCCUAAAACAGACAACAAACGAGCCCCAAAGUUGAAGGAGAAAGACAACUUACAGGAAAAGGCAACAGUUCCCAAACAGUUGAACAAUUUUGGAGAAGGGGGAAAGAAUGAGGGCACAACACAAGAGGUGGAGAGGUUGUUUGGCCUUCUGAAGAAGUACUACAGAGACACCAACAACCAGCCAAUUUGCUAUUUUGAGUUUGUGCUGAACCCCGAUUCCUUUGGCCAGACUGUUGAAAAUAUAUUUUAUGCUUCUUUUCUUGUUAGGGAUGGCCAUGCUCGUAUUUACCUCGACGAUGAUCAUCUCCCCUUGAUAGAGCCAAUCAGUGAUGAGGAGAGAAAUGUGGAAGUAUUUGAGAAGAUGUCCAAACACCAAGCUAUCGUGUCCAUUACACCAGCAGAAUGGAAGGAACUCAUUGAGGUAUUUAAGAUAGAGAUUCCUCUGAUCCCAACAAGAGACAACACAACUGCAACCAAUUCGGUGUCAGUGAUGAGGGAGUCAACCUCCAGUAACACUGGCACCACAUCCCAGGGGAGCAUUCAUGGAAACAGAUGAGGUGAACUGAUCAAGUUAUUUGACUUGAUGGAGGGUACUGGUGAUUCUACUGGACCUGGAGUACUGGUGAUUCUACUGGACCUGGAGUACUGGUGAUUCUACUGGGCCUGGAGUAAUGGUGAUUCUACUGGACCUGGAGUACUGGUGAUUCUACUGGACCUGGAGUACUGGUGAUUCUACUGGACCUGGAGUACUGGUGAUUCUACUGGACGUGGAGUACUGGUGAAUCUACUGGACCUGGUGUACUGGUGAUUCUACUGGGCCUGGAUAUGUUACAGCGAUCUGUAUGGUGAUAUGUUACAGUGACCUGUAUGGUGACAUCUUAAAGUGGCCUGUAUGGUGAUAUGUUACAGUGACCUGUAUGGUGACAUCUUAAAGUGGCCUGUAUGGUGAUAUGUUACAGUGACCUGUAUGGUGACAUCUUAAAGUGGCCUGUAUGGUGAUAUGUUACAAUGACCAGUAUGGUGACAUCUUAAAGUGGCCUGUAUGGUGAUAUGUUACAAUGACCAGUAUGGUGACAUCUUAAAGUGGCCUGUAUGGUGAUAUGUUACAAUGACGAGUAUGGUGACAUCUUAAAGUGGCCGGUAUGGUGAUAUGUUACAAUGACCAGUAUGGUGACAUCUUAAAGUGGCCUGUAUGGUGAUAUGUUACAAUGACCAGUAUGGUGACAUCUUCAAGUGGCCUGUAUGGUGAUAUGUUACAGUGACCAGUAUGGUGACAUCUUCAAGUGGCCUGUAUGGUGAUAUGUUACAAUGACCAGUAUGGUGACAUUAAGUGGCCUGUAUGAAGACAUGUUGCAGCAACCUGUAUGGAGACAUGUCAUAGUGACCUUUAUGUUGACAUGUAAAAGUGACCUGUAUGGUGACAUGUAUCUGUAUGGCAACAUACUGUAUAGUUUGUUAAUUAAAUACCAAUGUUUCUUCUGAUAUGAAUAAUGUAAGAGACUAGUAUU